Messenger RNA from Anopheles funestus (African malaria mosquito), 1711 nucleotides. Its product is annotated as odorant receptor 56a-like. NCBI's taxonomy places the organism in Eukaryota, Metazoa, Arthropoda, Insecta, Diptera, Culicidae. Gene Ontology annotation, biological process: detection of chemical stimulus involved in sensory perception of smell; sensory perception of smell. The record is from RefSeq and is a predicted model, not a curated record. The transcript is spliced from 3 exons. Gene Ontology annotation, cellular component: plasma membrane. Bases 123 to 1415 code for a protein of 430 amino acids. Gene Ontology annotation, molecular function: olfactory receptor activity; odorant binding.
AAGCAUCGUAAUUAAUUAUGCCGCGAUUAUCAUAGCUAAUUAUCAGUGUACAAACAAACAAACGAACGUCCUUCGGCUUAUAAAGGCAUACGACUCGAUACGGUCGACCCAAAAGAAGAAAGAUGGAGCUCAAAGAAGAAUGGAUCCUGCCGGACGCGGUAUACGAUAACCCGUUGCUUAAACGAACACUUCUCGGUUUAAAGUACUACGGGCUACUGUUGGGUCAUUCCCAACCGUACAAGAAAGCGCACUGCUUCCGUGGCAUGGUUUUUACCGUGUCCAUGGUGCUGUUCAACUGCACACAGUACAUCGAUCUGUGGCAAGUUUGGGGAUCGGUUUCGGACAUGACAGCAAAUGCGGCCACCACACUACUGUUUACGACCACCAUCUUUCGGAUUAUUUUCUUCUACUUUCACCGAGCACGAUUUAAUAGCAUUAUUCAAGCAGCACAUGUCGGGAUCGAGCGGAUUCUUGGUGAUGGUUGGGACGAUGAGAAGGAUAUAGUGACGAGCAAUGUUCGCUAUCUUAACAGGCUUGCGGUAGUGUUUUGGUGUUGCGCUCUUGUAACGGCCAACAUGAUGUGUGUCUACUCGUUGGUGUUGUAUCUGAUGUACGAAGAGCCCACCGUUAAUCUGGACGGUUUGAUCUCGAAUGAUACUAUACCCCAACAGCAGUAUCCGACAUCGAUUCUACGCUCCUGGUAUCCUGCCGCGGAUGGGAAGGAUAAACAUUUUCUCGAGAUCUAUCUGAUCCAGCUGUACAUCAUGUACGUGGGACAGCUGAUCGUUCCCUCCUGGCACAUGUUUAUGGUUACGCUGAUGAUUUACGGCCGUACCGAGUGUAGUGUGCUUAAUUAUCGGCUUUGCUUUCUCGACCUUUACCAUGCGCCCGGACCAGCAGAUAAACCAAAAGCAAGCGUUCCCGAACAUGUGGACAACGACGAACGUCGUUCGCUUAUAAUCGAUUGCAUCAAACGGCAGACAAAUUUGGUUGCGUUCACACGCGAACUGGAGCAGCUAACGCGUGCAGCCGUUUUCUUAGACUUUGUCGUAUUUUCCGUACUGCUGUGUGCGUUACUAUUCGAAGCAUCAAUGACCACAUCCGGCGUGCAGGUGUUUAUUGAUAUCUGCUACAUUACCACGAUGACGGCCAUUCUUUUUCUGUACUACUGGCACGCAAACGAGAUACAUGCAUGCGCCGAUCAACUGUCGAUGUCGGCGUACAAAAGUGAUUGGUAUCGGUACGAUCAUGGUACGAAUCGGAUGCUUCAAAUAUUUAUCCUCUACAGCAAUCGCCCUGUGAAAAUGCAAGCUUUCUUUAUUUCCAUGUCGCUGGACACAUUCUUGGCGGUAAGUUCAUGUCUUUUUUUUACAGAUACCGAUACAAUACUUAUACUAAUUGAUCAUUCGAUUUAGAUUCUGCGUGCAUCGUACAGCUACUUUACCAUUCUGAAACAGUUAACCGAUUAAUGAGAAUGGUGAAGGAGUUUUUGAAUUCAUUUUGAAAGAAAUAUCCACGUCUAAUUAAACAAAUUCUACAAUACAACAAAUGCUUCAUAACGAAAUUGAAAAUAAAUAUCUAUAAAUUUGCCAAUCUCCUAAAUUUGAGUAAUUUAGCAAAAUUGAAAAAUUUAAGUUUUUUAAUGGGAAUUUGUUGCAAUGAGUUUCUUUUCACUCAAAUAAUGCUUUAAAUUAAAAAAAGAAUAAAAAAU